This is a messenger RNA of Anopheles moucheti, 822 nucleotides long. Its product is annotated as collagenase-like. NCBI's taxonomy places the organism in Eukaryota, Metazoa, Arthropoda, Insecta, Diptera, Culicidae. Gene Ontology annotation, biological process: proteolysis. The transcript has a single exon. Bases 1 to 822 code for a protein of 273 amino acids. Gene Ontology annotation, molecular function: serine-type endopeptidase activity. The record is from RefSeq and is a predicted model, not a curated record.
AUGCAGUUCUAUUCGACAGUUCUUGUUGUGAUCGGUAUUGUUGGGGUGUCUGCAAUGGAAAGUGGCGUACAUCAAUUGCCAAUUAAGAUGUUCGAUGAUCUUGAGCAGGAACUUCGACCGUUAGUGGUUGAUUCAAACCAACUUUCUACGGAUGGAUACAAAGUCUAUCCCGGACAGUUCCCGUACCAUGCUCGGUUGUUUACUGAGCGUGAUGGUAUAUCUGGAACUCUUCUGACUGCCGGGUCCCUCAUCACACCGAAUUACAUUUUAACGCUUGCGACGGCCAGAAAUGUAAAUACUUAUGGAUAUGCGAUUUUGGGUAUCGACGAUGGAAGCACCCCAGAAACGCAGCAGCGUAUCAACUUCACCCAAGGCGGUGUGCAGCUACAUCCCAUCCACGACAUCGCUACAGUUCGCCUAGAUCAUCCAGUUACCUUCACGAAGUUCGUGCAGCCGAUUCGUUUGCCCAGCCUAUCGGACUCCCGUACGUAUGAGAUGAUGGAGGGCACAAACGUUGGAGGACAUCUCGAACCAUCGAGAUAUUUGCGUAAUCAGAUAAUGUCGAUCGAUGAUUGUCAGAAGGAACAUCCUUAUCGUUCCAUAAAUUCUAAUCAUAUUUGCACGAAUGCAAACAUAGGAGGAGUGUUUACUAGUAGAGUAUACGGUUCUGGGUUGAUGGUUAAGCAUGAGAAUGGGCCAAUACUGGUUGGAAUUACGUCUUCAAUUUAUGGAUGUGACAUGAACUAUCCUACGGUUUAUGAACGUGUAUCUGAACAUCGUGACUGGAUCAGUGAGAACUCGGACUAUGUGUUUGAUUUUUAA